This is a messenger RNA of Sinocyclocheilus grahami, 4144 nucleotides long. Its product is annotated as semaphorin-6B-like. Bases 41 to 2560 code for a protein of 839 amino acids. The transcript is spliced from 16 exons. NCBI's taxonomy places the organism in Eukaryota, Metazoa, Chordata, Actinopteri, Cypriniformes, Cyprinidae. Gene Ontology annotation, biological process: semaphorin-plexin signaling pathway; axon guidance; positive regulation of cell migration. Gene Ontology annotation, cellular component: plasma membrane. Gene Ontology annotation, molecular function: semaphorin receptor binding; chemorepellent activity. The record is from RefSeq and is a predicted model, not a curated record.
UUCAGAGGGUGAAGAGCAUAAGUGCCGGAGCUCCACUACCAUGACGACUGUGGCCAAAGCUUUCAUCGGGCUCUUCUGGCUCCUGCGGUUGGUGUGUGCGGUCUUCCCUGAGGAACCUGGACCUCUGAACUUUAUCCCCACUGAAGUGGUGAGAAGGUAUCCUGUGUUUCUCGGACGACCCCAUCGCUCAUCUCUCAGACAGGAGCCCUUACACAUUCAGAGGAUCCUGCAGGUCAAUCGUACCCUUUACAUCGGAGCCAGAGAUGACCUUUUCCGAGUGGAGCUGGACAACGUGGUGGGAGAAGAGAUGUUUUACAGUAAGAAGAGGACAUGGGAAUCCAACAAAAAUGACAUCAGAAUCUGUAGAAUGAAGGGAAAGCAUGAGGGAGACACUCUUGAGAUGGUGGGAGAAACUGUCAGUGGGAUGGCUAGAUGCCCAUAUGACCCGAAACAUGCCAACGUGGCCCUGUUUGCAGAGGGGAAUCUUUACACUGCCACAGUGACUGAUUUUCUGGCCAUCGAUGCUGUGAUCUACAGGAGUCUGGGGGACAAUCCUGCUCUGCGAACAGUGAAACAUGACUCCAAAUGGUUUCGAGAGCCAUACUUUGUGAAUGCUGUGGAAUGGGGGCCACAUGUCUACUUCUUUUUCAGAGAGAUGGCCAUGGAGUUCAACUACCUGGAGAAGGUGGUUGUGUCUCGUGUGGCACGUGUGUGCAAAGCCGAUCAAGGCGGUUCACAGCGUGUGCUGGAAAAGCAGUGGACGUCGUUCCUGAAAGCUCGACUGAACUGCUCAAUCCCAGGAGACUCGCACUUCUACUUCAACCUCCUGCAUUCCACCAGUCCCAUCAUCCGCAUGCAUGGCAGGGAUAUCAUCCUCGCCGUCUUCUCCACACCCUCCAACAGUAUUCCUGGCUCUGCAGUGUGUGCUUUCGACAUGGAGCAGCUGGCCGGAGUGUUUGAUGGAAGAUUUAAAGAGCAGAAAUCGCCUGAGUCGAUAUGGACACCUGUUCCAGAUGAGGUUGUGCCCAAACCGAGGCCGGGUGGUUGUGCCAUACAAGGCUCAAAGUUCAAUUCCUCCAACUCUUUCCCUGAUGACAUGUUAACUUUUGUCAAGACACAUCCGCUGAUGGAUGAAGCCAUCCCAUCACUCGGUCAGAGACCAUGGAUUGUUAGGACCAUGGUCAGAUACCAGCUCAACAAAAUGGUGGUGGACACAAACUCUGGUCCCUAUGGCAACCAGACAGUCCUCUUUCUGGGUUCCAGCCGAGGGACCAUCCUCAAAUUCCUUGUCACCCCCAACAGGGAUAACACAGUGACCAACAACAAUGUGUUCCUCGAGGAACUGGAAGGCUACAACCCAGACAGGUGUGGGACGGACUCUCCUCAGGCCAGGCAGCUGCUUUCUCUCACGCUGGACCGCAUCAGUCACAGCCUCCUACUGGCUUUCCCCUCUUGCUUGAUCAAAGUGCCUGUAGCACGCUGCCAACUCUAUUCCCGCUGCAUGAAGAACUGCAUCGCCUCACGGGAUCCCUACUGCGGCUGGACCAGAGGAAGCACCUGCUCUUUCCUCCGUGCAGGUACAAGGCUUCCCUUCGAACAAGACGUUGAGCACGGAAACACUUCUCACUUGGGAGACUGUGACGGUCUUCUGCAGGAGAGUUUCAUCGAGGAACCAGAUGGCUUGGUGUCCGUGAACUUGCUGGUGUUGUCAGCGGUUUCAGCGUUUGCCACCGGGGCGGCGCUGUCAGGUCUGAUGGUAUGUUGGAUAAUGAGCCUCAAGCACCGCCAGCACUCCAGAGCCAGUGGAUCUGGAAUGGGGAGUCAUCGCAAGAGUGACAAGGAGCAGAGCAUGCUGGGACACGGCCGCAGCGGUUCCGUGAUCAGCGUGACACGUAUCAGCGGCAGCGAACGACCCCGCUCGCAGGUUGAGAACAUGUUCACCAACGGCUGGCCAAAAUCUGGAGACAUCGACCCAGGACUUCCCACUCCAGAACAGACGCCUCUGCAGCAGAAACGUCCCACUCCUAAUGUCCAUCUCACAGACUGCGAUUGGGACCAGAGCCAUACUUUCCUCGCCCAGACAGGGACACCCUGCCCAGCGAGCUCAGCAGUCAUUUACUUGAGCUCCAAAUACCUGCAAGGUGGGCGGCAAGAGGGAUCGGGUGAUGUUCCUCCUCAUUCAGAGCGUCAGCGGUACCUCAUCCUCUCGCAUCCAUCGAAUCAGCGGGAGCAGGGUGGGCGACCCUCCGCCCCACCUACUCGCAACUCUGCUGGUGAAUACAACUAUCCGGCAACACCUCAGGACUCACCUGACCGCAGGAGGGUGGUUUCGGCUCCUACCACACAGUCGGAUUAUGGCGACCAUCUGCGAUGGUCCCGCGACGGACUCAACUUCAAUAGCAACAACGCAACUCCUUCUGGCCACCACCCAUAUCCGAUACAGCCGCGCACUAAUGCAGCGUUAGUACGGCCAGGUCAUCACACUCAGCGGGGACUCAAUGAGAUACAGGACUACAGCCACCUGCUGGUGAAAAGUGAGCGCAACCCAAAUGGCCAGUGAGUGGUCCAGGCCCGUUCACCGUCCCAUCACCCUCAAGACUCAGACUCCUUCUGUAAUCCUGCCCUUCCUAUCCUCUCUCACUGCCAUCCAGUGUCUUUCAAGUCCCCCACCAGUGGCUGAGUUCUAGGACUACCGAGAGUGAGAGAACGAGAGUGUUAAUGGUUGGUGUUAAAGCCGCUAUACUCCCCUGCCUGCAGGGUGACACCACUUAGCACGUUAGCGGCUUCUAUCACACCCUGUCUUAUAAAGCGGAAGGAUCGCUUAGGAAAACGGAUCCGUUUGGGUGAUGGGAGGUGAAAUACAUAAUCAUAAUCCUGCAAAUGGCUACGUUGACUGUUUAGCAUAGCGAAGCAGUUGCGGAUUGGUUCUCUGUGUAAUCUCACACUCUGUGCACCUUUCAGUGGAAGUGAUCCGUUUCGCUUUCACCUCUCUUGCUUUAUGUUUGCACCUGUGGAUGCUUCUUUUGUGCAUCCGGGACCUUUGCAGACAAGCUCAAACUUCCUUGUGUCUGUUUGUAUAUGUAUGUGAGCCACGCCAAAACGGGGAUUAAAAUGUGUUUGUCGGCUAGGCUUGAUAUGAAAGCAAAAUGGCCGACCAACACUGGAGUUUCUUAAGUGAUCUGAUGUCAAAUGACUGACUAUCCCUCCAUCUCUUAACCUAUUAUGUGUCAGGAAGCAAUCAAGACAACUGCCAUGUGACUUUAAAGACUUGUGUGCUGGAAUAUCAGAUUUAAAUGGGUCAUGGAAAAGAGCAUUCGCCAAAAAUCAUGGAAUCAUGCUUUCUGGACGGAACAGGGAAACACUGUGGAAAUAUGUUGUUGGGUGGACCCAUUUAUUUUGUGGUGUAUCUUAAAAACCAAGACGUUUAAUGUGUUUUUCAUCCCCUACACAUGCUAGCAUUAGAGCAGAGCAUUUGCAACACUUUCUCUUUCUUUCGCUCAGCCUGGCUUCGUUCUCUCUGCAGUCCAUUGAGUCAAAUGUGAGCUCGGUUGUCUGGGCCGAGUCGGGCCGCUAGGGAGCUGCAUUCAGAGUGUCUCACUGACACUGGGUGUCUUUGUGCGGCCCAGCCAAAGAAGACCAUCCCAACAAAUAGCCGUUAAGAGUCAUGGCCUAGCCAUCAGCCCAGCCCAGGAGAAUGUCAAUGAGGAGCCAGACAGAUCGGACCCCUCUGGGUCCCCCCUCACUGCCAGCCUUCACAAACCUCACAGAAUCAGACGAGUACAAUGUUACAUUUAGAUGGAGAGCAAAACAAUCAGACCCACUGGGCUCCCAAUGGCACUGUGCCCGUCUGGCUCUCUUUGGAUUGCUGUUUGUUUGUUUCAGGGUUGUAAACCCCACUGGAGGCAAGAACGAAAUAGUGUACUAUUCAAUUCAUUCACCUCUCAGUGAACGACGUUAUCUCUGCUUUCUUCCCAUGAGGCACCCGUAAUUUACCAAGCAUUACCUGAGUGUGUCCACUAGAGGACAGUAAUACAUAAUGCACUCUGCAUAAUGCAGAGAUUUAUUUUUAUUUUUUUACUUAGUGCUCAAUGGACCCUUUUCACAGUGUGAGAUGACACAUUUCUGGAGUAAUUAACAUUGUAAA